This is a messenger RNA of Cylas formicarius (sweet potato weevil), 1672 nucleotides long. RefSeq names its product rRNA methyltransferase 3, mitochondrial. The transcript has 3 exons. The record is from RefSeq and is a predicted model, not a curated record. Lineage: Eukaryota; Metazoa; Arthropoda; Insecta; Coleoptera; Brentidae. The coding region runs from base 152 to 1432 and encodes 426 amino acids. Gene Ontology annotation, molecular function: RNA binding; RNA methyltransferase activity. Gene Ontology annotation, biological process: RNA processing.
AAUAAGAGAACAUCGACCGUGAUACAUAAAUUCAGUGGCCCUUUGUUACUUUAGUAAAAUUUUCAAUGAAACUGAUCGGACUAUGUGCCUUGCCUAUGCACCACAAAAGAGGACGAGUGAGGCACUACCCUCUAUUCGCGCAGUUUGAAAAAUGGCGAAAUUAUUCCCUUUGUCUCUUUGCAAGGCGUUUUCGGUCAGCAAACAGCAAGUUAGAUCCUUACCGAGAUGGGCACAUAGACGUCCCGUAAAAGUAAUCGCCGCCGACGAAUACGACAUCAAAAACGAUGCGGAAAUUAAUAUACAACAGCAGACGAGCAGCGUUGAAAAACGUUCCACUGGUUACUCUAAAAUACAGUGGAAACACACUGUUAAAAGCGCAAAAAGUGACGAUGUUGUCAAAGAAACUCGACGCAAGUUCAAAUCGGUUAAACCGUUGACUAUAGUUUCGAGCGCGAGCUCACGCGCUAAGCCAACUGGAACCGCAGACAUGCUGGAAACUAUCAUAGACGGGGACGGCAAUUUCAUCUACACGAAAAUGGGAAACAACGAUUUUAGGAUAGCUAAACUCAUGGCAGAAAUCAAAUCGAAACGGGAAAAGGAGAAAAAUGACUUGAUGCUUCUGGAAGGAAAGAGACUGAUUACCGAGGCGUUGCUGAGCGGCUGUAAAUUAGAAUAUAUAUUGUUUAGCCGCGUGAGUGACGUUGAAGAUUUGAGACGUUACUUGCCGAAACUGGGAGCGAAAUUGUAUAAAAUGCCCUACAGGGAAAUGCAGGUUUGGUCUGACUUAACCACGAAUCCCGGAAUAAUGGGCGUUUUCAAAAUACCUGAUUCCGAAUUGGUCGUGCUUAAAAAUCCGCUACCCUUAACUGUGAUCUGUGACAAUGUUCGGGAACCAAACAAUCUCGGGGCAAUUUUGAGAACUUGCAGCGGCGUCGGCUGCGAAAACAUACUAUUAACCACAGGUUGCGUCAACAUAUGGGCCACGAAGGUACUCCGGGGUUCAUCAGGGGCGCACUUCAAGCUGCGUAUAAGCCGCAAAAUGACUUGGCUAAAAAUUCGGGAACAAAUACCUGCUAAUUCUACAAUUUUUAUAGCCGAUAAUAACACCAUAUCUACCCAAGAAGUGGGCGUGGAAAAACAACUGAAGGACUUGAUCGACAGUGUACCAGUUGUACCUUAUUUCAGCGCCGACUUUAAGCGUGCGUCGCAUAUAGUAUUAAUCAUAGGAGGCGAAACGGAGGGUAUCAGCGAGGAGUCCUACAAGAUGGCGAGCGAAUUGGGCGGGGCUCGGUUGAACAUACCACUGAGCAACGGAUUGGAUAGUUUAAACACUGGCACCGCAUUGGGCGUUUUAGCAUUCGAAAUUAAGCGACAGUUGACCGUUGUUAACGCGAGCUUCAAAGAAAAAAUGGCGGUUAACUGUAAUGCAUAAGUGUCACAUUUUUGCUGAAUCAACCGUUUGUUCCUAAACUUAAAUUAUUUUAGGUGGAACAUUUGAAGUGCUUGUAUAGAAAAAUUGUUUUUUUACAGAAAUAUACAGGUUAAAAGUAAAAAAUGUUUGCUGUGACCUGAUUCACAAUUUUCGUUUUAAGAGCUUAAAAGAGAAAAACGCGUUUAAAUAUAAGGCAUAAGCAUAACACUUUGCUGAGUUGGCCGUUUUUUUGUAAACUUG